GUUAGACACGCGGAGCCUGUAAUAGCACAUCGGACACUGCAGAAACCAACGCUGUCACAGAGAGAGAGAGAGAGAGCGGAAGAAAGAUAGAGAAGGGGAGAGAGGAAUAGACAGAAAGACUGGAGGAGAGAAUGAGAGAAACGGAGGCAGAGGGUGAGGGCAUACAGGAGAAGAGAGGAUAGAGACAGAGGGAAAGGGAGUGCGGGGGAAAGUUGAGAGAUCAGUGCCGUGGUCAUCGCAGACGGAGGGAAGAAGAGAUCGGAGCGUGGAGAGCGGGGCGCUGAAAGUUGCUCGGUGCGGAAGCGGCGUUUCUGUGCGAACGCGUCACGGGGGACGUGCGUGCGCUGCUGACGGACGCUACUGGAGCAUCUGAGCGCGUGCGAAGAAGAGCUGCCCCAUGCCACACACGCUUUGGACAGAGCGCGUGUCACUGCAGUCGCACGUAACCCUCGUCUCUGCUUCCUGCUGUUGGAAACUUUUCCGUUCCUUUGGAAAUUAGACGGCGGGACGGAGCCGACGCGGGUGACUUUGGGGGGUCGGGGCUGGUGAGCCUGUGCACUUUGAGACACCCCCCCCCCCGCCCCCCACGGUGAAGGGGGGUUCCCCCGCAGUUGUUUUACGGCAUGGAGAAGUGGAGCAGCGAGGAGUCGGUGCGUCUUAGCCCGUCGGCGGAGAGCCGCGACUCGGACCGAGCCUCGGCCUCGGACCGCCAGUUCGGCCGGCGCGGCUUUACCGUCGGAGCGUUCUACGGCUCUGCCGGGCCCCGUCCCGCGGCGGACGCCAGCGCCGCCGCCGCCGCGGAGGACAAAAGUGAAGCCAGCAAGCGCGGGGUGCUCAAGGGAAACAAAUACGUGGUGUUUUACCUGGAUCUGUCCUUUGUGUUUCUUCUAGAGUUUAAGAAGUUCAGCAUGGCCAGGGGCUGCCUGUGCUGUCUGAAGUACAUGAUGUUCCUCUUCAACCUGGUCUUCUGGCUGUGUGGCUGCGGCCUGCUUGGAGUGGGGAUCUGGCUCUCUGUGUCACAGGGAAGCUUCGCCACGUUCUCGCCCUCCUUCCCCUCCCUCUCCGCCGCCAACCUGGUCAUCACCAUCGGCACCAUUGUCAUGGUGACGGGCUUCCUGGGCUGCCUGGGCGCCAUUAAGGAAAACAAGUGCCUGCUACUUAGUUUCUUCAUCAGCUUGCUGGUAAUCCUCCUGGCAGAGCUGAUACUGCUCAUUCUGUUCUUUGUUUAUAUGGAUAAGGUGAAUGAGAAUGCCAAGCAGGACCUGAAGGAUGGGCUGGCACUGUACAACACGGACAACAACGUGGGCUUGAGGAACGCGUGGAACAUCAUCCAAGCAGAGUGGAAGUGCUGUGGAGUCACAGGAUUCUCAGACUGGCAUGAUGCUCUGAGGGAGAGGGUGGUGCCAGAUCGCUGCUGCCAGGAGCACCUCCAGGGCUGCGGCCGCAACGCCACCAGCAUGUUCUGGACCCAGGGCUGCUAUGAGAAGGUAGAGGAAUGGCUAGAUGACAAUAAGCACCUUCUGGGCACCAUAGCCAUGUGUAUACUGGUGAUACAGCUUCUUGGCAUGGCCUUUUCCAUGACCCUGUUCCAGCAGAUCCACAGAAUGGGGAAGAAGUACGAUGCCUAGCAGGGGGUGGAGCCCUAACAAAAGGGCGGGCCCAGCGACCCCCCCAGGGGGACACUGAAAGGGACCCCACAGGCCCAGGACAGCCCCAUGUCUUCCCUCAUCACUGGGCCACACCCACACCAGCUGGCUACAGUUCGUAAUCACACUGAAAUUGCCAAAGAGAUACUGAACUGGAGAGAAACAGAGAGCAAGAUUUGCUCCUUCUUCCUGUGGUUUAAUCCUUUUAAACAGUUUAAACAGUGGGCCCACUUAUUUACUAAAAAAAAAGACUUUAGCCCCCUUCCCCAAGUUAAAUGGUUUUGAAUG
Anguilla anguilla (European eel) is the source of this 1934-nucleotide messenger RNA. RefSeq names its product tetraspanin-9. The transcript has 7 exons. The coding region runs from base 624 to 1628 and encodes 334 amino acids. Gene Ontology annotation, cellular component: membrane. The record is from RefSeq and is a predicted model, not a curated record. Lineage: Eukaryota; Metazoa; Chordata; Actinopteri; Anguilliformes; Anguillidae.